CUUCCAAUUACUUCGUCCCGCAAAUUGAUUAUCGAGUGUUACACAUAAAAUUGAAAUUGCAAUGCUGACGACACCACAAAAUACAAUAUUCGAACAGUCAUACAUCAAAAGUGAGCAAAACACAUCAAAACAAGCCUUCCAGCUAAAAAAUCAUAACACACAACCGAUUGAUAGCAAAACAAAUAAAGGAUGACGUGAUUGUUUUCACCAAAUUGCUAUUUGAUACCUCCAGUAAUGUGUAAUAUAGAAAAUCGGCGAUUAGUGUGCUUCCGAAUACCGUACUAGCGUACAUGUGUUUUUAUCAAUUCCCAUUGAUACAAAUUUCAGCGUUAAAAAUCGAAAAACGUAAACCGAUCAAUGGAAGUUGAAGGAAGAACAAACGAUGACGCACUUUUUCCAUUUAAUAAAAGGAUGGAAACGUCCCGAUUCUAUUAGUGCCGAUCGAGAAGUGUAAAGAAAAUGACUUCCAACAACAGUUCCGAAACUUUCGUAUACCCCGGAAGUGCGCUAUGGAUAUCAGUGUACUCGUUAAUUUUCUCUGUGAUUAUUUCGGGAAACUUAUUGACGAUUUUCGCAAUCGCGCUCAACCGAAGACUAUCCUCCGUGACCGCCAACAAGUUCAUUUACAGUUUGGCCAUAACCGACCUCCUCGUAGGACUCUACAUUCCAUACCACGUGUGUUUCUACAUUUACAAGGAAACUUUAGACGGGCAACUACCCUGUCUUAUAAUGUCCAUUGUGCCGUUGUUUGCGUGCUCUCAUUCCAUUUGCAAAUUACUGACAAUAGCCGCUGAUCGCUACAUCGCCAUACUUUACCCCCUUCACUACAACAAAUAUAUGAGCAACAGGAUGGUGUGGACACUCAUUUUAAGCGGGCGGGUUUUUAGUAGUGCUAUAUCCACAGUCCCGAUUUUUUGGAACAACUGGGAAACAGAAUUGAAAUGUGACAUCUUUAAGUUUCUACCCCAGGUUUAUUUCAAUUAUAUACUGACACCCCUCUUUGGAAUCAUCUGGAUUACGAUGUUGUUGGUGUACGUGAAAAUUUGGAAAGAAGCGCGUCAGCACGCAAGGCGAAUACGCAGAGUUGCGAGAGUGCCAAAAGACAUCAACGAUUCCAAAUCAUUCCAGGUGGUGAUGCUCACUCUCGGCUGCUUUUCCAUCUGCUGGAUGCCGUACUUCAUCGUGACCACUUAUUUCCGGAUAAGCGGCAGCAGCAGUCAGUUCAGCCUUUUGUACGAAAUCGCGUUCACGCUGGCCGUUUGCAAUUCAGGAAUGAACCCUGUGAUAUACGCUUGGAAGAAUUCCAACUUCCGUGAGGCUUUUUGGUGUUUGCUGACUUGCCACUCGCCGAACAAUUCCACCAAAAAGACAAACUACAUCACCAAUCAUGUUCCCAGCAGCAAGAAAAGCUCGAUAGGCGGACACGACAACGUUGUCGCUCAAACCGAAAUUGAGAUCGAAUCGCCCACACCCAAAGACUAUGACGAGCACGAGUGCAGUGUCUCGACCGAAAUGACCACAGUGAACACUUCCACUUGGAGUUGACUUUAGUUUUAAUUCUCCGACGGAAAUAUUGUGAUAUGUUUAUAGUUUUAAUGUGAACAAUAAAACGGUUUUUUUAAA
Tribolium castaneum (red flour beetle) is the source of this 1623-nucleotide messenger RNA. RefSeq names its product muscarinic Acetylcholine Receptor, C-type (gene mAChR-C). Lineage: Eukaryota; Metazoa; Arthropoda; Insecta; Coleoptera; Tenebrionidae. Gene Ontology annotation, biological process: chemical synaptic transmission; G protein-coupled receptor signaling pathway, coupled to cyclic nucleotide second messenger. Gene Ontology annotation, cellular component: plasma membrane; dendrite. Bases 460 to 1545 code for a protein of 361 amino acids. The transcript is spliced from 2 exons. Gene Ontology annotation, molecular function: neurotransmitter receptor activity; G protein-coupled serotonin receptor activity. The record is from RefSeq and is a predicted model, not a curated record.